AUGCACUGCUCGCCACCAGAAGGUGAACCUAAAGUUCAGGUAUUUUGGAUAAAAGAUGGAAAAGAGAUUGAGCGACAAUCUGAUUCUAAUAUGAUUAUUGCAAAUGAUGGUUCACUGAUCAUUUCCGCUGCCCGCUUAUCCGAUUCCGGUAAUUACACUUGUGAAGCACGAAAUAUCGCUAACAAACGCUUUACUGAUCCUGCACAAAUCAUUGUUUACGUAAAUGGUGAAUGGGCAGAAUGGUCUGCAUGGAAUGGUAAUUGUAAAGUUGAUUGUGCCCAAUUAAAACAAGAAAUAACAAGGAGACGUUCCGGUACAGUACAUACUAAACUUGAUGAUAUUUGGCCAAAAUUGGUACGCAGAAGAACUUGUAAUAAUCCUGCACCAAUGAACGGUGGAUCUGAUUGCUUAGGUGAUCCGGAACAAACCAGUGAUUGUUCUUUGGAUUGUCAUUUAGAUGGUUAUUGGUCAGAAUGGUCAUCAUGGUCACAGUGUAGUGAAAAUUGCCAAAAAUUUCGUACUCGUUCUUGUAAUUCACCUCAACCAACUAGUGGUGGACAGUUAUGUAGUGGACGUGAUUUAGAUACCAGGAAUUGUAGUCAAAGCGAAGGUUAUUGUACUGCAGAAGUAGCACAACGAUCAGCGCCAACCUACAUUGGAUAUAAUUUAGAAGCGCAAAUUGCAAUGUAUGCUGGACUGUUCAGUGUGCUCAUUCUUUUACUUAUCAUUCUUAUUUUGAUAUCAGUAUUGCUAUAUCGAUGUCGACGACGUUGUACUGAUGCUGAAAAGGAUGGCUUUUAUUUCGUUGAGAACAGUGGACAUGUACGUACUGUAUUAUUGCAACAACAACAACGACUACUUGGUGAUCCAAGUGAUUCACUUAAAUCAAUGACAAAAGGUGGUAGUGAAUUUUAUACGUUGACAACAACUGCUUCACCAACUCAUCCUCUUAUAAGACCACCGUCAUUAACGCUCAGAUCUGCUAAUAGCAGUGGCUAUUCAUCAACAAGAAAAAUUACAGGAUCACGUGUGGCAUUAAUUACGGAAUCAUCAUCAAAUUCAUCGAAUGGUAAAAUUACAAUAGCGCGAACAAAUUCACGAACUUCAGACGAAAAUUAUGCAACAUUGUAUGAUUGUGUAGGUGAUGUUAAUGAUCAGUACGGGUCCUUCGAGCUCAAUAAACAACCUCAUAUUGUCCUUCCUGCUUAUGUGGAUAGUAUGGGAGGAAGAUUAUUGCUCAAACGAAGUGGUGUUGCUCUGCUAAUACCGGAGGGUGCAUUCCAGACGAAUCACAUGGUAUUCCUUGCUGUCUCCGAUGAUUUCAACGAUUCACCCAAACUAUUGGAAGGUAACACGGUGCUAAGUGCUGUGGUGAUGAUAGGCUUAUGUGAUGAGAAUGAGAAUGAUGUCGUCAUACAUAGGCCAUUUAUUGUGACAUUUAAACAUUGCGCCAAUAUUUUUCCAAAAGAUAACUGGAUUUUCAUGAUUUAUGCAAAAAACAAUCAAAGCAACAACUGGGAAAUGGUAGCACAAAUUGGUGAUGAAGAUAUAAAUACACCCCUCUAUUGUCAAAUGGAUUUGACAAGGUGUCAUAUAAUGAUAGAACGAUUCUGCAAGUUACUAUUGGUGGGUAAGCCACGUCGAUCGACGAUAGUCACCAUGAAACGGAUGCACUUAGCUGCGUUCGGCCCCUUGCAUCGUAUUUCCAAUGAUACUUCCAUCAGAGUAUAUUGUGUACCUGAAACUGGGAUUGCUAUUCAGAAUAUCCUAUGCCAAGAAGAAAAUACUGGUGCUUUGCUGGCUGAAUCCGAGAAUUUCCUGAUGCGUGAGAAGGGUGCCUUAUGUGUAUGUCUUGAGGAAGUGUCGACAGGACUUACUAAAAAACCCGAAGCACAGUAUCUGGAGAUACCGUCUAGCCAUCAUUUAUGGUGUAUGCAAAACGGUUUGCACUGCAGUCUGAAAACUGAUGUUCCAGAAGAUUUGUUAGAAACAAUUACCGGUCGAAUUGUUGUCUACCAGAAGGGUAAUGCUGAUGCAAGAGAAGUACUAUACUUCGACAUGCAGCAACCAUUCGACGAUAGUGAAGUGGAAGAAGAUGGAAUACUUUCGUGUGGUUUUUUACUGGAUUAUGUAACAAGACGAAGACUAGCAGAACUUUUCGAUGUCCCUACUGAUCCAACAAAGGACUGGAGAGGGCUAGCUAAAAAAUUAAAUCUCCAUAGGUAUAUUCAGUAUUUUGCAACCCGACCAGGUCUUUCACCAACAUCACUAAUUCUGAACCUGUGGGAAGCUGUGGAAUUCGGCUCACAGCGGGCAGUGCUGGAUCUUCUGCAAACUGUCCGAAUAAUGGGUCGAACUGACGCUGUAAUAGUGCUUGAAAGCUAUCUUUCCAGUUCAAACAUGAACAAAUGA
Messenger RNA from Brugia pahangi, 2412 nucleotides. The record is from the annotation of a GenBank genome assembly. Lineage: Eukaryota; Metazoa; Nematoda; Chromadorea; Rhabditida; Onchocercidae.